Messenger RNA from Neofelis nebulosa (Clouded leopard), 1190 nucleotides. It is a transcript of the gene IL15RA, whose product is annotated as interleukin 15 receptor subunit alpha. The coding region runs from base 119 to 1096 and encodes 325 amino acids. Lineage: Eukaryota; Metazoa; Chordata; Mammalia; Carnivora; Felidae. Gene Ontology annotation, cellular component: plasma membrane. Gene Ontology annotation, molecular function: interleukin-15 receptor activity. The transcript is spliced from 8 exons. Gene Ontology annotation, biological process: interleukin-15-mediated signaling pathway. The record is from RefSeq and is a predicted model, not a curated record.
GGAGUGGAGCCCGCCACCGCCUCGGGGACGGUCGGGCAUCUGCCCGCGCGGCCGGCGGGGCGGCGGGGCGGCCGCGAGCCCGGGGGCCGGCGGGCGGAGCGCAGCCGAGCGUGCGGACAUGGGCCGGCGGCCGCCCCAGGGCUGCGGGCUCCGCGCCCUCCCCGCGCCGCUGCCGCUGCCGCUGCUGCUGCUGCUGCUGCUCCGGCCGCCGGCGACGCCCGGUGUCACGUGCCCUCCUCCCACAUCUGUGGAACAUGCAGACAUCCGGGUCAAGAGUUACAAACUGAACUCCACCGAGCGGUAUACCUGUAACACUGGCUUUAAGCGGAAAGCCGGGACGUCCACCCUGACAGAGUGCGUGCUUAACAAGACCACGAACACUGCCCACUGGACAAUUCCCAAUCUCAAGUGCAUCACCAGUUCUGAAGCAAGUCUCCACCCUCAGGCUCAUAAAUGCCAUGUGGUUAUGCUCUCUCUAGGAGACCCCUCCCUGACUCAUCUAAAGCCAUCCUCUACAGAAAUGCCGGCAGGGGUGACCCCAGAGCCAGAGAGCACCUCCCUUUCUGGAAAAGAGCCAGCUUUCACUUCCAAGUCAGACAGCACAGUGGCCACAAAGGCAGCUACUGAGCCAGGCUCCAGGCUGAUACCAUCAAAGCCUCCGGCUGCGGGAACCACAGGGGUAAUCAAUAAUGAACCCUCCCGAGCCCCAGCUCAGACAACAGCAAAGGCCUUGGAACACACCCCCUCUGCCUCGCAGGAGACGCCAGCCUCCUUGCUCUGCUCUCUAACCUCUGUGCUCUGCCUUGGCUCGGUCAGCUGGAAAAGAAAGUCCGUCUCCCAGAGGUACCUAUUCAUACAGUUCCGGAACUGUGACUGCGGCCAUCGUCAUGCCUGUCGCUGUGCUCUGUGUAGUAUGUGUGGGACUUCUGGUGUGUUACAAAAGAUCCAGGCAAACUUCGCAGAUACGCACUGUUGCAAUGGAGAACAUGGAAGAGAUACCAAUGACUGGGGGAACCAACGGCAGAGACGAGGAUGCAGAAAACCAAGCAUACAACCUAGGAAAUUCCAGGGGGAAGCUGAGGGCAGCCAAGGCUGAAGCAAGGAUGCCAACUCUUCCCUAGCCGAAGAGGUCCAAGGAAAGACUCAGGUGUUGGGUGCCAGCAAAGAGCCCGUCAGGAUGAUAAAACAAA